CUGACAUUGAAUUUUGAAAGAGAUUGGGAAAGAGAAAAUCUUACGGAGGCAGAGAAAAAGAAAACAAGACGAUCCCUUAUACGUAAGGAUGCGAUUGCGUAGGAGAAGAUACACGAAGCGGUGACAAGAGGACACAAGGAGAGUUUGUCUCGACAUGAGGCUAAGUCCAAUAUUUCUUUCGUGUGCCACGGCGAGCUUGUUCGGUUCUGUUGAAGCCAUCCGAAGUCCUUCGUAUUCUAAGGAUUACGAAUUAUCAACGGAAUUCUUCCUUGUACCGUCGGAAGAUACAGUCGAUAGAAAUGGUUUGGCAAGCGUGGCCAGCGUUAUCAGCGUACCGGCACCGAACAGAACCAUCUCCGUCUUCAGGAUGCCUACUAGGAAGGGCCAGGAACGCGAAACCGAAUCCAGUAGACCGCCAAGCUCGCGUUUCCUUCUCAGACAACGACCUUGGGCUCUUCCCCUUGCAGCCCUAAGUGCCGCAGCGAUGCUACUCAUGGCUGGUUUCGAGGUUUUCGUACUCCUCAAGGCAAGAGCAGCAGCCCCAAACAGACGACACUUGUUCCUAGGCCAAGCUUUGUUACUUGGUCUCUUUCUUUUGGCCGGACUUUCGGCUGCAGCUUCUCUCAGUCAAAAUCCUUUAUCCUGUGCAGCCUUCAGACUAGUCGGUUUACCAGCGGCCCUCGUAUUUGCGGCCCUGCUCGUCAAAUGUGUCUUCCUUCUUUCCUUGAAUAGCGGCGUCUAUUUGCCAGCACCUUAUCAAGCUUUAGUACUGGUAUUUGCAGUGCUGGUACAAGUAGCCAUCGUCGGCCAAUGGUUUUACGGGGAACCACCUGCAGUUAUCCAAGUUCAAAACGUUGAUCAGAGCGGUCCGGUUGCAUUGGGUUGCAAAACUCCUCUCGGACAGACAGUGGCUUCCCUCGGAUAUCCAGGGAUACUGUUAGUAGCGGUAGCCUGUUUAGCCGUUCGUGCACGUGGCGUUCGUGAUAAUAAUAGAGAAGCUGCUUUUAUCGGACUCGCCGUUGGUUUAUCAUUGCCCAUUUGGAUAUCAAGCGCGAUUGGUUCAACAGUAGCGUCCUCCGAGAGCGAUAAGGAGGCGUGGCUGGCUUAUGGUCUCCUGACUACUUCUUUUCUCGUAUUUUUGACGAUGUUUCUGCCGAAGGGUCGGCAAUUGGCUGCCCUUGGUCGAGAAGGACCCACAACCGUCAUUCGAGAUCGCGAUGACGCACUCAGCUCUCUACCUGGAAGCGGCUAUUCUCCUUCCUUUUUUCAUUUCAAACCUGUCGAAACGUCCUUGAAGAGGAAGAUGCAUUAUCACAGCGCUGAUCGCGUCGCGUUGGUCUCAUCGGGAAUACCUGGUUGCAGUGCUUGCAGACAUGGGGGAAGUCCUCCAAUAUAUUCCGAUGAGGUUCAUGGGCCGAUGGAGACGUUUGUUCUACCAUCCGGCAUGUAUUUGAGGCCGGAGGACGCUGGAAAUCUCUACACGACUUUAUCAGCAAAUCCAAACGUAUUUUUCCAGAGAGCCACACAUCCGGGGAUGAUGUAUUGAUCCCUCUCUCCCUCUCCUCCUCCCAUCCUCUCCUCUCCAUUUCUUUCCGUCUCCUUGAACUAUCGAUUUUAAUCGACCCGAACGAACUUCAAUCCAAACAAUAUUUGAUUAAACGCGUUGACUGCCACGCAAAUUUUACGCGUUUUUCCCCCGCAGAAGCCACAUUUUAAGAUUAAAUAUAAAACAGUAUAAUAACGCUAAUCACAGAUGACCUACGUGGCCCUAUUGAAUGAAAAAACGCCGUGGCAUUCAAUGUGUUAAAUUUAAUGAAAAGAUCGCCGCCUUUUAGAAUUAUUUCGCAUUAGUUUAAGAACAAGGAUCGAAUUAAUCGUUCCGAUUGUAAAUAUUUACGUUGCAUUUUUUAAUAUUUGACACGUUUUUUUUUGUCAACUUUUUAUUCUUUCUAUAGAAAAAAAAAAAUAACAUUGAUAGUAUGUCGAAUGUUAUG
This is a messenger RNA of Polistes canadensis, 1994 nucleotides long. RefSeq lists its product as uncharacterized. The record is from RefSeq and is a predicted model, not a curated record. Gene Ontology annotation, molecular function: group II metabotropic glutamate receptor activity. Gene Ontology annotation, biological process: regulation of synaptic transmission, glutamatergic; G protein-coupled glutamate receptor signaling pathway. Bases 155 to 1546 code for a protein of 463 amino acids. NCBI's taxonomy places the organism in Eukaryota, Metazoa, Arthropoda, Insecta, Hymenoptera, Vespidae. Gene Ontology annotation, cellular component: membrane. The transcript is spliced from 7 exons.